AUGGUUCGGGUGCAGCAACUUACCGCCGAGGUCCUACUGAGCGACCCGAGGCGAGGCCCAGCCGUUCCAAAUAGAGACGGGACACACGCUCUCUAUACAGUCUCUGCACAUGUUCUCGGCGGCAAGACAAGGCAAGAGGUCCGCAUUCUCAAUAUCGAGACUGGGAAGUCGACGCAGCUUUCCAGCGAUCCUCUUGUCCACGAUGCUCUCUGGAUUCCCUCUGCGAAGCUCGAUAUCAUCUAUCUGCGGUCCGCGGAAACUGGUCGAACUCAGGUGCUGGUAGCGUCAGCAGCAGAUGUAUCGGCCGAGCACUAUCUCGCAGCAGAGAUUGAUGCCCCAGUGUCGAACCUGAAGCUGAGAGCUUUGGACAAUGGCAGCGUCGCGUUCGUAGUCACUGCUCUUGUGGGCGAGUCCGGGCUGUACAACCAAGAGGCCGCCCAGAGGGGGUCAACAGCGAGAUGGAAUGCCUCGUGCAGGCCCAACAGAUGCAGCCUCUGGUACAACGAGCUGGCGCUUCGCAACGGUCGCUGGGAGCUUCAAGGGGAGCUCUUCAAUUUGUUUGACGACAUAGAUCUGGAAGCUCCAUCCAACACCUAUACCGACGCGCCCUGCAACGACUUUGAUAUCUGCCGGAACGGCAUUGCCUUUGUCUCGCGGAAUUUGAGGGAACCUGGGCCAGAUGGAAGCCCGGCCCUGUCUCUCUACUUUGUACGCCUGGAUUCCUUUUGUUUGCCCCCGGAGGGCAUGCCCCGACAGAUAUUCAUACCCACCACCUUUGAGCCUGCGUCCAUCACAAACGUGAGAUUUACGCCUGAUUCAUCGAGCAUUGGAUUCCUCUACACAGCCCAUGAGGAUCCCUACAACACUCGGUUGUUUCUGGCUUCUGUUCACUCGCUCGACGCUUUUGACGUCUUUGGCUUGGUGACUUGCAUCGAUGACAGAGACGACAACCCGCCAACGGCCUUUGAGUUUGCCGGCAGCUCUGAUUCUUUGAUUCUGCAAAGCCAUCAGCUGGGUCACCGAGUGCUCUCCCACCUCACGCUGUAUGACGGGGCCGAACCGGAGACGUUCUUCACGGGCAGCAGCUGCAGUGCCUUUUACCCGUUGAGGGAGGGAGACUGGAGCGUCCUUUUUACCACAUCGUCCAAUUUUGUCGACAGCAGCCUGUGGCAGAUUGUGAACGUUUCGGAGGCCAGUAUCCUGAAGACCGUAUCUUCUGCAACCAAGAGUGGCGCCAAGUUUGAUCUUGCGUUCAACAUGGUGACGGAGCUCUGGUACGAGGGCGCAAACAGCUACUUUGUCCAUUGCUGGAUGAUAAGGCCACAGGGCUUUGACGAGAACAAGAAGUAUCCUUGGGUGUUGGUGCCUCGCGGCAGCCCGGGCACGGCUUGGAACAACGAAUGGUCAACAACGGCACGUGUAAACGCAUCGCUGACGAUGAUUGCCCCCCUCUGCGGCAUUCGCAGCCAGAGGGGAGACAAACCUUUUCAGGACCUCCUCAGCCUGAUCACGUACCUGCAGGGGGUGCCUUAUCUCGACGAAUUCAGGGCUACUCUAGUGGGAAGCAGUGGUGCUGCCUAUCUGCUAAACAAGAUCCUGGGACACGACAUUGCCAACAAGUUCUGCUGCGCAGUGUACCAUAGCGGAUCAAUUGACCCUCCCGCACCCCUUUCGCGCAAAGAGCCCGCCUUUGAAAGCUUCGACCAGCUCAACUCAUCGUACACGCAUGCGAAUCUAGAUAUAUACGAGAAUGACAUGGUUCGGUCGACGUUUUUCAACGGCUGGAAGAACGCACCGCCAACCCUCAUCAUCCACGGGGAAAAGGACAAACAAUGCUCCCUCACCGAGGCACUGACGGCGUUCAACUCGCUGCAGGCCCAGGGCAUCCCCAGUCGGCUCUUGACAUUCCCAGAUGAGAGUCACGUCACGGUCAAGCCCGAGAACACUCGGAUUUGGUACGAUGUGGUAUGGGAGUGGGUAAGGAAGUGCUCCGACGGCGAUCUUUAUUGA
Messenger RNA from Trichoderma reesei QM6a, 2010 nucleotides. RefSeq lists its product as uncharacterized. Lineage: Eukaryota; Fungi; Ascomycota; Sordariomycetes; Hypocreales; Hypocreaceae. Gene Ontology annotation, biological process: proteolysis. The coding region runs from base 1 to 2010 and encodes 669 amino acids. Gene Ontology annotation, molecular function: serine-type endopeptidase activity. The record is from RefSeq and is a predicted model, not a curated record. The transcript has 4 exons.